Messenger RNA from Owenia fusiformis, 1805 nucleotides. NCBI's taxonomy places the organism in Eukaryota, Metazoa, Annelida, Polychaeta, Sabellida, Oweniidae. The record is from the annotation of a GenBank genome assembly.
GCAUCCUGGGACGGUUUCGAAGGCAGCCAUAUUUGUUUGUAGUGGAUACCGAAGCAGUUUUCUUUACUUUUUCUUCAAAUUACAGAGCUUUAUCGAUCAUUCCAACUCUUCUUACAAUGUGAGAGUUACAUAAACAUCACACAUGAUGAAGGAAUUCAGUUAAAGGACUUGUUUUGAUUAUUCAAGGCCGUCAGCAUGGCAUCUCCCAUUUCAGUUGGGGUGAAAAGUGCUGCAAGUGGAAGCCGAACAUCAAUAAAAGUCACACUUCCCAAACAGCGUAUUGACUCACCAUCUAGACCUACAUCCUCAGACAGACUAUACCUUACUUCACCCCCGAUGUCAAAAUAUUCAGAUUUUGAUAAUUCACCGAAUCUUGGUUCUAAACAUAACACUCCUGUGACAGGAGCAUUCUCACAUUCAAGUGGAAUACAGGCCCCCACCACUACCCCCAGAGAAACACCCAUAGUCUUGUCACACCAAGAAGUGAGUGCUAUAGUUGCUGUACGUAUAAUAGAGAGGGCAUGGUUGGCCUACAGGGACAGGCAGAUGUUUUCUCUCCUUAAACAUGCAGUUUGUGCAGCGGAACAUUCACUGACCUAUGAAAUACUGAGAAAAGUCUCGCCAAAAGAAGCAGAAUUCUUAAAAGACCCAAGUAUGAAUGUCAGAGUAAGAUUUAGGUUUGGAGGUACAGAAUUCCCUCCAAUGAUAUACUUUAAGAUCUACACACACUCAUCAGCUAAUGGCAUGGGAGUAAAAUACUUCAGUGGCAAACGUGUAAUAAAACCAGCCUCAGAGGCAGCACAAGAUGCAUGCAACAUCAUGGGCAAUAGAGAGUUCUAUAAUCAGAUGAUACAAGAUGCUUUAUAUCAAGAACAGAAGAAAAUCAGUGAUGAAACUGAUGUGACAACUUUGAAAGACUAUAUGCAGUAUUUAGCCAAUCUUGAUGAAACUCCAGCCAAGGAAGGAGGAAAGGAAAAUCUUUGGAGGAAAUUAACACAAGAUGUAAUUCCAAGGUAUACAAUAUUCCAUGAUGUGAUAGACUAUCUAUACAAUCAGAAACUUUCUCCCUCCUUGGCUGAAGAGCUUCCAACAUUACUCUCUCGUCCAAUCACACAAGAGAUACAACUACGACAAAUUAAACUCAUCUCAAGAAUAAGGACACCUCCUUUAGCACCAUGUUCCACCCCUAAAGGCAAGUUCAGCAGUCCCCAGUCAUCCACUGCUAGGAGGUCAAAACAAGCACGUAUCAGAGCACUGAAGAUGAAGAGAAUGUAUGGCCUUGAAGCAACAGAACAGAAGCCAUCAGAUAUUAGUGAAAAUCGUGAGACAAAACUGACAUUUGACCUCCCUAAUGAGGAUGAUGAUUUGGACAAAAUGGAUGAACAUUGGGAGAUUGAAGCUGAUAAACUUUAUGAAUGGACUCAAGACUUAAGUUUUGAAGACAUUUCAACCUCACCAAGGUUAAACUCUAUGGUGACUUGACAGAAGUUGACUUGUAUGUCAAGUCAUGUUCUACAAAAGAGGAGUUGAUUUAAAGCUUCUGAUUACCACGCCUAUAGUAAAUAUUGCAAUCAUGAUCAUGGUUUUGUUUUGAUACUUUGAAAAAUAUUGUCACAUUAAUCAGCACAUCUUUUUAUUUUAUAUUAAAGAGAACUCUGGUUUCUGAAAAAAUAGAUAGGCCUACUUCUCAUCAUUAACACGUGUGUACAAUGUAUGUACAGGAUUGAAAAAUAAAUGUACAAUGAAAGUGAAAUCUGAGUGUACAUGUGUUAAAAACCACCACUAAGUGCAGUGUCAAAAUUAUA